Molecule: messenger RNA, 9730 nt
Organism: Haliotis rufescens (red abalone)
Lineage: Eukaryota; Metazoa; Mollusca; Gastropoda; Lepetellida; Haliotidae
Product: beta-1,4-mannosyltransferase egh-like
Exons: 3
Coding region: 835-2202 (455 amino acids)
Cellular component (GO): cytoplasm
Molecular function (GO): beta-1,4-mannosyltransferase activity
Source: RefSeq, a predicted model, not a curated record
UAUGCUAAGUCAGUUCGGUGCUGAUGUAAGCUAGAAGACAGAGGAAUUUGGGCCUCGCUGGAGCGAGAAUGGAAUGACGAUAAUUUCUUCCUGUUCCUGAGUUUUUAUAAAAGUUUGUAAGACAGGCUAGGUUGAGUCUGUACACCGGCAGCUGUCAGUGAAUGUACUGACGAGGAUUUGCUUAACCCCCUCUUAGCUUCUUGCCCUGCUUGGGGGGGGGAUCAGGGGAUUAGGUUUGUUUUGGGGGUUGGCAGGGAUUAAGCUACUUGCACAUGUUACCAUGUACCUUGCCUGUGCCAUUGUUUCUCAUGGUGCUUGGAGCUAGUUGGUUGCAGGGCUCUCGGGGAAAGGGCUGUUCAGGUAACUGUAGCCAGUUUAUUGAGCAAGGGGCAAUUCAAGUCAACCUGAUUCGCACUGUUUGUGGAAGGAUUUUACUCUGCAGAUAUCAAGUUGAGUAAAGCCAGUUGAGGUUGAUGGAAGGCAGAGGCCUUGUAACCCCGGUAGCUACAGCAUCAUUCCGGUAGAUACGGAUUUACCCCGGUAGAUACGGAUUCACCCCGGUAGAUACAGCUUCAUCCCGGUAGAUACGGAUUCAUCCCGGUAGAUACAACUUCACCCUGGUAGAUACAGCUUCACCCCGGUAGAUACGGCUUCACCUACAAGAUUACCUGCUUACUGGAUUAAGUGUAUGCUGAGUAGUGGAUUAUACCUGGCCGGAUUAUCUCCAUCACCUCACAGAUUGGCGACAUGUUUUAGAGGGGGACUGCCAAGAGAUAUUUAAUCAAAGCUCCUGAGAACAAGGACAGUGGAUUAAGUCAACAUAUCAACAACAUCAUGCACGUCAUACGGAAUCUGCAACAUGGCGGCUGUGUUUGUCUUCUGCUUCUCGUCAUAUAUGCAUACUACGCAGUUCUCAGCGGAAAUGAUGACAGCGGAUUCGACCCGUUUGAAAAAUAUGGCUAUUUUCUGACCUGGAUCUUGUUUGCUCCGAGGAUAUUCCUGUACUUCCCACUGGUAUUUGCUGGAUUCAACUUCCUCGGGAUCAUCUGCUAUCACACAUUUCCAGAAAAACCACAACUCCAAAGAUCUCCACUUCUAGGACCGUUUUUCUGUUUCCGUGUUGUGACGCGCGGAUUAUUCCCAGAGCUCGUGCGGGAGAAUGUGGAACGCAACCUCCAAGUCUGCACCAGUGUGGGGCUGCAGAACUUUAUGUUUGAAGUAGUGACGGAUAUUCCUGUAAACCUACCCAAGAAUCCCCGCACAAGAGAGCUAGUUGUUCCUCACAACUACACAACAAGGAAUGGAACAUUGUUCAAAGCUCGAGCCCUCCAGUACAGCCUAGAGCCUGGUGUGGACAUCCUCAGUGAUGAUGAUUGGAUUGUGCAUCUCGAUGAGGAAACAAUCCUCACAGAAAGCUCCGUCAUUGGUACCAUCAACUUUGUAUCAGAAGGCAAGCAUUCAUUUGGACAAGGUGUGAUCACGUACAGUAAGGAUAAGAUUGUGAACUGGGUGACCACGCUAGCCGAUAGUGUUCGUGUAGGAGUUGAUUAUGGAGCACUACGCUUCUCUCUGCGUACUCUCAACAAACCGUUCUUCAGCUGGAAGGGGUCAUUCAUCAUCGCCAACGCCGCAGCAGAGAAACACAUUUCAUUCGACCAUGGACCUGAGUCUUCAAUUGCCGAGGACUGCUUCUUUGCGAUGAUGGCCUUCAAGGAGGGCUACAGUUUCGGCUUUGUGGAGGGGGAAAUGUGGGAGCGAAGCACCUUCACGUUGAUGGACUACAUCCGUCAACGCCGCCGCUGGAUUCAGGGGAUCUACCUCACUGCCAGUAGUCGAAAGAUUCCCUACAAGUACAAGAUGGGCGUGAUCCUCAUGAGUGCGUCUGGCCUCUCUCUCCCCUUCACAACAAUGGGCUUCUUCUUCGGCUUCAUCUGGCCCCUGCCGGCCUGGAAUGGCAUUCAUCUCAUCCUGUGCUCUUUCCUUGGAACUAUCCUCUUUCUGUUCAUGUUCGGCACAAUGAAAUCCUUCAGUAUUCGAAGGACGGGAGCUUUACAGUGUGUGUUAUUGGUGAUAGCCUCUUUGUUUUGUGCUAUCAUCUCUAGUGUCCUAGAAAAUGUGGCCGCCAUCAUGGCUUGGCUACCCCACAAACAGCCUGAGUUUCAGAUAGUUAAGAAAGACAUUCGACUUCAAACUAUUGUCUGAUUCUAACCAUCUUUAGGAUUUUUUCAUUACAAUCAAAGGGAGGUAACUGCCUCCUUGCAUAAUGCAACAGGGCUACCAAGAUUGCACUCUGGUGUGAAAGUUGAAUGAUGAUUCUACAGUGAAUGCUCAAUGCUUUAGCACACAAUUUUAAUUGUACAUUCUAUGUGUUUGAAUUUUACCAAUUUCCAUUCCAAAAACCAUGUUCCAUUGUGCAAGAAUUUAGCUGGCCAAUCAACUAACCAGAGGUGUCCAAUGUGUAACUUAAGACAUUGCCAACCACUCCCAAGGAAUACUCAACCAGAUUUCAGUGCAUGGUGAUAGGUUUGGAAAUGAGCUCGAGUUAUGUAUUACAACUGUAUUAAAGAAGCCUCUCGUUCUCCAAAUACUGGACUGAUUUUGCUUUGCCUGGGAAAGCUUCUGUUCACACAUUGACUAUGUUUUAUAUUUUGGCAGCUGAUAAUUAUGUUGCUCGAACAAGGAUACUUUUGUUCUCUGUCAGAAACCUAGAAUCUCAUGUGACCACAGUCAGCUGAUCCAGAGUGCUGAGCUGUGGUGUAACACACAGAACCACAAGCUCCAGGACGAAUGUGGAGGACCGUCAUCUAGUCCAUGCAAACACUCAUGACUUUUCUCAUGACCAUAUCAGCUGUUGUUUUAACAUCCUAGACAAAGAUUUACCCAUUAUGUAACAGGAACAGGAGAGGACAUUACAUCGAAGGUAUACCUCAGCACUGCAAGAGCUCCAAACCACAUUAGUACAAUGUGUGAAACCUAUUUCUGGUGUCCCCCGUCGUGAUGUUGCUGGAAAAUUGCUUAAAGCGGCAUAAAACCAUACUCACUCACUCCAAGCACUGCCCUGGUGUGGGCAUUGGACUGUUCAGUUUCAAUGUAUCAGCUGUGAAGAAGGCAGAUACUCCAACAAUGGAUUGAUAAAUUCAUAUCUUUCUUCCAGAUUAGUUGCAGUCAGUUUUACUUAAGUGAAAAAACAAUUUCUUUUCUUUUAUGGGUACCUCUGAAGACCAGAGCAUCUCCUAUGUGGUAAAAAACUUAUUUAUUUACUCCUUCGGUAUAAGAAUGGUGAGAGAUUUGAAGGAGGAGGGACUGGGUGGGGAAGGAAAUGCACACUUUCAUGGUCUGAGUUUGUUUGGCAUGUGCUUACAUGACUUGUGAUUUUAGAUUUUAUGAACUUUUGUCCUUUUACUUGAAAUUUACAGUCAAAGGGAGAUAACUCAUAUUGAUUUUGAGAUCCCUAUUGGUAUUUUAUUCCAGUUAUGGAAGUUUGAGAGUUUUAGAUGAGGUACUUUAUAUUUUAUGAUAUUUGUGAUCAAGUUUAUACAACAGUGUUAGGUAAGCGUUUGAUAUCUCACAGAGGGCACUGAUGACUAUGGACAUAGUUGAACAUUAUUCAUAUUUGCCUACAUGCCCUGAACAUGACACAAACCAUUAAACAGUUGUCUUCCAUACUGACACUUAUGAAAGAUAAAACAUUAUUCACAAGGUUAUAAUGCUACAGUUCUGUUAAAACAAUCUAAGUUUCUGUAGCAAUGGACUUGAUGUGAUAUUGAGUAAUUCUUACAAGGCAUUUGUUUUAGUUUGUGAUCUUGAUUUUAGUGAAUACACAAGCCCUACCAUGUUUUUAAUAUUUGCAUAUUAAUUUCAUCAAGAUUGUGAUCAUUAUUAAAAGUCCUCCUGUUCUGGUAGACAUAGUGCUUUGUGUAUGUAUGUUCUGAAUGGAGACAAAUACUUAUAGAAAGAGGGGAAUUGUUGAAUAAAAAACAAUUGUGCAUACACUUCAAUGAGUUAUAAGUUAAUUAAGUAGAAUAGUUACAUGGUUGAUUUGCUUCUCAAAACUUUCUUGGUUUCAACUUGAUUUUGUUGUUAUCUGAUGACAGUACAUACCGUAAGAAACAGCUUUAGUCAACAGCUGACUGGUAGCAAGACGUCAAAUUAAUUACUUGUAUCCGUAAUUGCUGCCUCAUCUGUGUUCUUUUUAUUUUGGUGGUGAUUUAAUUAUCAAAGUUUAAAUGUCCUGUAUAACAAUUGACUUGCCCUUUGAACCUUGGUGUCUAUCUACAUGUCAUUAACUUGUUGUGGACAGUGCCAAGUUUGCAUCAAUGCAAAGGAAAACUGUUUUCUUUUCUUUUUGGAGGUAGCUCAUAAUUUAUUCACAAAAAACAUCUGAGGCAGUAAUUGAUUUGUUAUACCAUAGAGGAUUUGAGAAAAUACUGGCACCCAUCUCCUCAUACAGGUGAACUGAAGAUAAGAAACCAAAUAUUUCCAGGAGGUGCAUUGAUAAUGUUAAUUACGGUACAUGUCAUUCGUGAUGUCUACAAAUACUCAUGGACAAGAACAUCUUGCCAUUUCCGUAGGAAGGAGUUUAAGAUACUUCCAAGUUGAUUGUCCUUCCAGGGGAAUCUUAUAGUCAUUUACAUGGGUUAUGAGCUGUUUACAAGCAUGUGAUGAGAGUGAUGUGUGACUGUGCAGCCUAGAGUGUUGGCCGGGCAGACCAUUGAAGCUUACAGGGACGGCCACCCUCUCCUAUGCAACAUGACAGGUGCCCUGAGGCGGGUGUGCAGUGGGUCUUGAUACCAUCAACAAAUACAUGAUUGAAAUAGUGUUCCACCUGUUUGGUCACAGUGCUGUUUGAAUCUCUGUUAAGUCUUGUACCACUUCUGUGUAAAGUUUUAACUAAUCAGACAAACUACCAAAAUCUUGUCUGUGACUUUCUUGUCUGAAGCACUAUUUGAGUAAAAUAUCUUUUUUGGUCUGUAAUAAGAGUGCAUAUGUUAGGGUUAUUGUCAACUGAAAGAAGUUCGAAAAGACAAGAUUUGUAUUCCAUUUUGGACUGCAAAAAACAACUGAAAAUAAAUUAAUCAUUGAAUUUGUCAAAUAUAUUUUCAAUUUUAAAGCUAAAGCAGUUCGAAUUUGGGAAACAAAAUACCUGUAAGUGGUAUGAAACCUUUGAGAUCUUGAUUGCCUAGUAAGGGUGGACAAGGUAUCAUCCCUAGCCUGGUGGAGCAGUUUUUUUCUGGUGGGGUCACUCUGCCCUGGGUGUGGUGCAGAUUUGAGGAGGGUCAGUCUGCCCUGGGGGUGAAGCAGUGAUUUGAGGAAGGUCAGUCUGCCCUGGGGGUGAAGCAGUGAUUUGAGGGGGGUUCAGUCUGCCCUGGGAGUGAAAUAGUAAUACGAGGGGGUCAGUCUGCCCUGGGGGUGAAGCAGUGAUUUGAGGGGGGUUCAGUCUGCCCUGGGGGUGAAGCAGUGAUUUGAGGGGGGUUCAGUCUGCCCUGGGGGUGAAGCAGUGAUUUGAGGAGGGUCAGUCUGCCCUGGGGGUGAAGCAGUGAUUUGAGGGGGGUUCAGUCUGCCCUGGGGGUGAAGCAGUGAUUUGAGGAGGGUCAGUCUGCCCAGGGGGUGAAGCAGUGAUUUGAGGAGGGUCCGCCUGCCAUGGGGGUGGAGCAGCAAGUUGAAGGGGUCAGCCUGUCCCUGGGUGGAGGUCUGCCUAACGCCUAGGUCUGCCAUGCGAUGAGACAGUAUUUAUUCACCACUACAAUGUACAUCAUUUCACAACAUGUUUUAACAAAUUAUCUGCAAAUGUCAAAUCAGAUUUUAGUCUCUACAAUAAUUGAAACUUAAGGUAUGAGAUGAACUAGCUUCAUGAGGCUUUUUGCUUCAAUCGUGAUUAAUAUAAAGUAUUAAUUCCUAGAUGAUAAAAUUUGAUUUAUUUUAUAUGGUUCAACCAAUGCUUUAAUGAAAAGAAUGUAACUAACGAAAACAAACUUCCAUGUUUGAUGCUAUUCUCAUUCAUAUUCUGCACCUGGUCCAGAAGUUGUGUGGACAUUUUUGUCUUAUUUAUUGCUACCUAAAUCAUGUAGUUUGUAUGCUUGGGUACAUUUUGAAUUCUAUUUUAUUUUGUAUGUUUUGUAUAUUAUUUUGUCACAGUCCAUAUCAGUUACUUGGAGUAAAGUAAAUGGCUUUUGAUCAUUGUCUUUACCUCAGCCCUCAUCAUUGUUGCCCAUUCCCUUAUUUAAUGUAACCAAGGUGACGUUGCCAUGGUAACAUAUCAAAGCUUUUCAGUGCUCUUUACUUUUAUGUAUUUACCAUUUUUAGGUUUUGAAAGUAGAGUAGUUCUUGAAAGAUUGAUUUUAUUAUUUCCAAAUAUACCAAAAAUUAGAGAUCUUUUGCACCAAAAUUUGACGCCUGUCUAUUUAAGUGCCAAAUAUGUCAAAGUUAUGAGAACCAUACAUUCAGUCAACAAUGGCUUACCAAGUCAGCAGAUGCACAUGUGGUAGAUAUUUCUCAGUUUGUAUGAAACAUCAGAGUUUAAGGGACCAUCUAUGCAGAAACCGCUAUCUUUCAGUAGACAACCGGUACUUGUUACUGUAAUAGAGCAAAGUGCUAUAGCCUAAGAGUAUGUUACAGUUUGAUAGAAGGAGCAUGUAGUUCUCCAACUCUGCAGUUGAGUAACUGAGAAUUGUCUCCCUUGAGGGAAAAAGAAGGUUCCUUUCGUGCUUUUUGCUGAGAUCUGGUAAAGAUUUAAGUUAAAGGCGGUUUGAUAAUGUACUAGUCUGUAAUUUGAUAAACAUUUACUUGUUAAAAUAAGAUGGCACUUUAUUUAUAUUUAUCUGUAGUAAUGUAAAAUUAAGAGUAAGUUCUUAAAAGUACCGUAUUCAACCCUUGAAAGCCACAGAAACAGGUUCAUUGUAAUUAUAUCUUGCCAUUUGGACAAGAUUUGCUAUUGUACUUUACCUUUCAACCUGACAUUCAGCAUGAAACAAAUAACGUUUGAUGUCAUUACAAGCAAGAACACAUACGGUACUUGCCUUUAAGAUGUGUGACAACCAGCAUGAGUGCUGAUUUGAUGGAACCAGAGACCAUAUAAUAGAUAUUAUAUGGUCUCUGAUGGAACGAAGAGGUAUAUUUGAAGCGCUUAUAAGGAAUGUGGUACUUAUUGGGAUGAAUACGGUAUUAGGUGUUGGCAUGCUUCAUAUUGUGGAAAUGAAAUGUGUUCGGUGUUAAGAUGAUGGAAAUGUUUUGUACGCACCCAUCACUGCGCUUGUUUUACACGUCAUGCAGGGGGACAAGACCAUGCCUGUGUGGGACUCAAAUACAAACCUCAGUCUGUUGUACAGGCUCCUCAUCGCUUUAUCAUAAUUAUGUUAAAUUUGAUGUUGCAAAAUAUGCUUGAUCAUUUUUUGUACUGACAAACAUUGUUCAGCUAUGCUAAGCUUUCAUCAGAUGUUUCAAUGAAUAAAAGUAAAUGUUACAUUUUACAUGCAUUUAAUAAAUUUGACGGUCCUGAUGUUGAGGCAUGUAAUGUUUUGUGUUCAUGAUUUGGCAUUCAUGCUAUUGUUUAAAACAUGAUACACACCGAUGCUAGAAAACAUACACAAUCUCCGAAUUCAGGAACAUGAAGAAUCUAUGAAUUCUAGAUAAUGAAUUAAACUAAGUUUCAUGUCUUCCUUGUCAUUUACUUAACUAAUAAAGUAUUAUUUAAACAACAUGUCAGAACAAUAAAAUUAUUUCUUUUCAGAAGUUGGUAGUUGAAAAUGUAUUGUUGAUUAUAACCGUGGUAAUAGGCCAUAAACGAUCUGUUGGGAAAUGCCCGAUACAUACGAAAGUAAAAGCUAGCCUUGCUUGACACCACCUUAAUGUUCAUCUUCCUUACCACUGUAACCAUGGUAACAGUGGAGAAACAGCACAUGCUGGAUUUCCCAGAUUGUCCAAUGGGUGAAUUGCUUACCAUGUCUGAAGCAGGGUGGCUAUCGAUAUAAAUCUUAGAGAUCGAUCAUCGUUAACUAAUCGAUUAUCCAUAAAUAUCAUAGAAGUAACUUUGAGCAAAUAUGCAAAAUGCUCAGAGACAAAACAACAAAGUUCAUGUCGCUGGUGAGUGGUGACACAUUUAGGCACGGACUACUUUCAGGCAUUUGAGAUAUAACAAAAUCAGUUGCUUUCUGUGUUCGGCAAUGGUAAAAAACAAGUCUGCUUUAUUUCAUCACAAAAGGUUGUGUAAGAUAUUAUCGAUGACACAAUUUUCAUAUUGAUAAUAGUUAAUAUUUCUUCCCAUCGACGAUAAUUCCAAUUAUGGAUCUUUAUAGCUGGCCUUUGUCGGAAGUGUCUCUAAGAUCAAGGCUGUCACGAAAUCAAGUAGAGUAUCGUGGUUCCUUGUCAAGUUUCAACUUUUUGAGAUGUGCUUUUCUCAGUUACAGUAUCACAUAAUCAUUAGCAUUUUUUUCAUUAUUUACUUUCAUUCUGUUUCAGUAUGUAAGUAAACCUGUCAAGCAAAGGUCUGUAACAAUGGCAGUCUACUUUUAUGAAGAAACAGGCAAAGCCUAUAUAUUUUCCUUGUUUUAGGGAAAAGUAAGGUCAGCACAAAGUAUGAACUAGAGUGUGGUGUCAAAAGUAUCACCAUAAGAACACACAUUUUCAUUUCAACAGCUUCUUCGAAACAAGUAGAUUCCUGAUCCAUAAGAAUUGUUGAAAUUAUAUCCUGAAAUCGCCUGUAAGAAAAUUUUUAAAAUGAUUCUUCAAAAUGUACCACCUGUUAACCCAAUCACAUGUUUCCAUUUCAUUCUUGGCCUUUCCGGUUUGGCUUGUCGGUCGUAACAAACAAAUCUGUAAUACAAUAAAUAAAAAAACGUAUAAAAUAAUUGCUGAUUUUUGUCAAACUUUGACAGUGCCUCUAACACAGAUGCUGCGAUGUUAAUCACUGACGAUUUGAGUGCUGCAUGCAGUGUUGUCACAGACUGGUGUGACAAGCUAUUUGUUUCCUUCAGGUCAAGCAGACUGCUUUCUGAGUCAGCUGUGUACCUUCAGGUCACAUGACUUGUUUAUGUAUCAGUCAAUCGUGUACCUUCAGGUCAAGAUGACCUAUAUAUGUAACAGUCAACUGUGUUCCGUCAGGUCAAGAUGACAUAUAUGUAACAGUCAACUGUGUACCUUCAGGUCAACAGGAUUUGUUUAUGCAAAGGUCAACUGUAUCUUCAGGUCACGAUGACCUAUAUAUCAAACAGCCAACUGUACCUUCUGGUCAAGAUGACUUUUUGUGUAACAGUCAACUGUGUACUUUCAGGUCAAGAUGACCUAUAUAUGGACAAAUCAGCUGUUUACCUUCAGGUCAAGAUGACCUGUACAGGUAACAGUCAACUGUCCACCUUCAGGUAAAAUUACAUGUUUAUGUAUCAGUAAAUCGUGUACCUUCAGGUCAAGAUGACUUGUUUAUGUAAAGGUCAACUAUGUACCCUCUGAUGACCUAUAUAUGGACAAAGAACCUGGGUACCUUCGGGUCAUGAUGACAUAUAUAUGGACAAAUCAGCUGUGUACCUUCAGAUCAAGAUGACUUUUUGUGUAACAGUCAACCAUGUACGUCCGGGUUAAGAUGAUCUAUAUAUGUAACAGUCAACUGUGUACCUUCAGGUCAAAUGGCUUGUUUGUGUAACAGUGAAUCUUCUGGUGAAGAUGACUUAUUUAUUUGUGUUUGGUCAUGUGAAUAUGUUCUGUAGGGGCUUUUUUAUUACAUAAUAAAUUUUAAAAGAUA